CUCACUCUUCACUGCAAUCUUCAAAGGCUACGCGCUGCCCCUCGGCAUCGCGAGACCUCGCCUCCACACACAGGUCCUUGAGUCGUCUAGCGGCUUUCUCGGCCUCAUCCCAGCCGACUUCCUCCACGGGAUCUCGGUUGGCCUGGUGCUCCGUGGUGAUAGUGGCGAGGGCUCCGUCAAGCGUUUUCUCUACGCCGGCGCGCUUCGUGAGGAUCUCCUGCGUGGAUUGGUUGCACUUGGGGCUCAUGAAUGCCAGAUGGCUGAGCACUAGUGCCACAAACCUGCACAGAGACAGACAGACACACAGACAGACAGACAGACAGACAGACAAGCAGGCAGAGACAUGCGAUCGUGCACACAGCUUUUCGCGUCUCACUUUAUGAGGCCUGUGUGUGUGGGAUGCUCCUCCAUGGCCGAGAUCAAUAGCUCUAUACCCUGUCAGUGUCUCAAGCAGGGAUAAGUAAGGCUACCUACUGCAUGCCUCUCAUUCCUGACCUCACCUCAUUCUCGAUGAUUUUGUGGUGACCAAGAUCGACCCUGAUGCACAAACUGCGUGCACACAGAGACACGACCCCACAAUAAUAUGAUGCGCCUCGAGGGCGGCAUAAGGGAUGAGUGGCCGUGUUGUCCGUCUGUCUGCCUCAAGGUGAGUCUACCUACCAGUAUAAGAGUUGGGCGACUGCGUUGCACACCUUGCCGUCCUCGACAAAUCUCCUCAGCCCAGUGAGGACCCUGACCAGCCCGUCGUCCUUCAGCAGCUUGGCACGCAGAGUCGAAUCAUUGGCCGAGAUGGCUGCAAUCGCAUGGCAGCCCAACCCAAAGACGUCCUUGUCGUUCUGAUGCACACGCAUGGCCUCCAUUAUGUGACCUAUCAGUCAAGGGUGAGACAGGAAAGAAACUCAGUGUGAUUGGGUGCAAUUGAUCAGGCAGGCGCAACAUGUACGUCUCGUUACCGAGAGCCAGCUUGUUGUCGAGGCUCUGGACGCCGUCCUCCUCAAGCCCGAUGAUGGACAGCAGCUUUGACAAGCUCUGUUGGACCUUCGGGUCAUGCUUGUGGAACCCCACUAGCUCCAGCAUGAAGCUCAGAUCUUUUCGAAAACUCACUCGGGUCACGUGCCGGCGAUUCGCCCUACUCUUGAAGCACAUUCUGAGCCGACGGACAGACAGACAGACAGACGUGACCUCCUGUCUGUCUAACUGAUGCCAUGCUCACGUACUUGGCGAUCGCAAGUAGGCAUAGAUGGACCACUCGACCGCUCACCACACCAUAUUUUCGCGCCACUUCAGCGAUUGCGGGAAAACACACGCCCAGCUCUGGUCAUAGAGAGCACAAGACAUGAUGUUAGCAAACAGGCGUCUUCGUGAGACGCCUCGCACCUUCAGCUUUUGGGCCAUUCGUCGAGGCCUCGAUGAUCUUCUUGAGAGCCGACUCAAUGAUGGGAAAGUCUCGGUCAAGGUCUCCUGUGUGGCAGAGACGUUCAUGCAGAGGAAAGCAUUUGUGUGUCUCUCUUUUGCUGCUGGUCGGUACCUGUGAGGCUUCUGAGGUUGGCCAUGAUUGCGUUUGGCAGUUGGAUGUUGUCAAUGUCCAUCUCAUCUAGCUUGGAUGCUGUAGCGCAAGCCGCUCUAACAUGCGACUGUUCCUGACAGACCACCGUAGGCAGGCAACAAGGGGCAGAGCAUCGCAAAUGAGACACAUCCUCUACAUCGAUCGAUCAAUCGCUUCCAAGACUGCCUGAAUCACCACAUUGGCGCUGCGAUGACCCAUUGUGGUUGAUGAGCUCGCCUCCUGACGCUUCAAAGUUGUACCGUUGCUGUGAUAGAACAGACGCAGGUGACAGAGUGUGAGCACAUGUACUCUCUCUCUCUCUCCAACUCACCUAUGGGUAUCUGCAAAAACGAUGAUCUUGUCUUUCGCAGAGGCCGGCAGGGAGCGCAGUUCGCCGUCUACUACUGUGGCAUAUCCUCCAUGGCCGUCAGCAUACACUGGGCAGCCGUCCAGCAGACCAACCGCCCGAGACCGCCUGUCGGGCUCCUGCACAAAACAAACACACAACCAUGGUUCGUUGACCUGUCUUCCCCUCUGUAUCGGUGUGUGGUCAGUCACCUCUGCCAGACAGCCUCCCGACGGCAUCCUUGCGUCCGAGAGGCUCUCGGUGUCAACGGGCGGCCGGCCCGGCCCGCCACUGCCCCGAUGGACGAUUCGCUGCAUCCCGCCAACCAAUCAGAAAGUGAGACCUGCACGCACCGCAGGAUGACACGACAUCCCACAUGAAUCAGAUUCAGAGCGGUGCCGUGCCUGUGUCUGAUCUGAAUCAUCUGACCGUCUGUCGGUGGGCCGUGUGCGGGAUCUGGUGGUUUCAGAGGAGGGGGC
This is a messenger RNA of Vitrella brassicaformis, 2371 nucleotides long. The record is from the annotation of a GenBank genome assembly. NCBI's taxonomy places the organism in Eukaryota, Vitrellaceae.